Molecule: messenger RNA, 1059 nt
Organism: Glycine soja
Lineage: Eukaryota; Viridiplantae; Streptophyta; Magnoliopsida; Fabales; Fabaceae
Product: gibberellin 2-beta-dioxygenase 8-like
Exons: 3
Coding region: 1-960 (319 amino acids)
Source: RefSeq, a predicted model, not a curated record
AUGGCUUAUGAACCACCAUUCCUCGAGACCUACAAGACCCUUGUGCAACAACACUUAGGGGAUUCAAGGAAUGAGUUCAUAGUAGAGAGAUGUGAUAUACCUUUGAUCGACCUUGGCCGGUUAAGUCUUGAGAGAGAAGAAUGCAUGAGGGAAAUUGCAGAAGCUGCAAGAGAAUGGGGUUUCUUUCAAGUUGUUAAUCAUGGAAUUUCACAUGAGCUUCUGAAGAGCCUGCAAAUUGAGCAAAAGAAAGUGUUCUAUCAACCCUUUCUGAACAAGUCAUCAACACAAGGCAAAGCUUACAGGUGGGGGAAUCCAUUUGCUACCAAUCUGAGACAGCUGUCAUGGUCAGAAGCCUUUCAUUUCUAUCUGACAGACAUCUCAAGGAUGGACCAGCAUGAAACUCUGAGAUCAAGCCUUGAAGUUUUUGCAAUAACAAUGUUUUCCCUUGCCCAAAGCUUGGCGGAAAUACUAGUUUGCAAAUUGAAUACGAAAUCCAACUAUUUCCGAGAGCAUUGCUUGCCAAAAAGUUCUUUCAUUCGACUGAAUAGAUACCCUCAAUGCCCCAUAUCAUCAAAGGUGCAUGGCUUGUUGCCUCACAGUGACACUAGUUUUCUUACCAUUGUACAUCAAGACCAGGUUGGGGGAUUGCAAUUGCUGAAAGAUGGAAAAUGGGUUGGUGUCAAGCCUAAUCCACAUGCCCUGGUGGUUAAUAUUGGUGACUUAUUUCAGGCAUUGAGUAAUGGUGUUUAUAAAAGCAUAAAACACAGAGUGGUUGCUGCUGAGAAAGUAGAGAGGUUUUCUAUGGCAUUUUUCUAUUCCCCCUCUGAGGAGGCAAUUAUACAAAGCCAAAUCAAGCCACCUAUCUACAGAAAAUUCACUUUGAGGGAGUAUAGACAACAAACAGAGAAAGAUGUCAAGCAAACCGGGGAUAAAGUGGGGCUCUCUAGAUUUCUUCUGUAGAAGUAUAUACGUACUUUUAUGUAGAGUUUAUGUUUAUAAGUUGUUAACGUCUGUUUAAUCAAGUGUUGAUGAAUAUUUCCUUAAAUAAAAGUUUUUAGU